AUGUCCACUCAACUCGACCCCGCCUUUAUUGCCCGUGUCUCCCCACACGAUCCUACCCAUUUCAGCAUCCAGCACUCCCAAACCCUUCAUCGCCUGGUGCUCCUGCAGCACUGGAAUAUUCCCACCGACUCUAAGGUACUGGAACUAGGAUGCGGGCAGGGGGACUACACAAUUGUCCUUGCCUAUGCUGUAGGUAAGCAGGGGAGGGUGGUGGCGGUCGAUCCGGCGGGAUUAGAUUAUGGUGCCCCGUAUACUCUCGGCCAAGCACAGGAUCAUAUCUCACAAGGCCCGCUGGGAAGGCAGAUUACUUGGGUCCAACAAUCCCCUCUGGACUACCUCUCCUCGCUGCCCGCUAGCGAAAGUAAGGCCUUUGACGCGACAGUGCUUGCCCACUGCCUAUGGUACUUCGCAUCACCCUCACUCAUUCUUUCCGGUUUCCGUGCCCUUAAACAGCACAGCAAGCGUCUCCUCCUUGCUGAGUGGUCGUUAGUAGCGACCCAACCCUCUGCCCAGCCUCAUGUUUUAGCUGCGCUCACCCAGGCAGCGCUGGAAUGCCGUAAACCCAAGAGUAGCGACUCAAACGUCCGCACGGUGCUAGGGCCAAAGCGGCUUACUGAGCUAGCCCUAGCUGCUGGGUGGCGGCUAGAGAGUGAGACCCGCGUGCAAGGUGGAGAGGGGUUGUUGGACGGACAAUGGGAAGUCUCUGCUUGCCUUUCUUCAUCUUUCAAAAAGGAAGUAGAGGAGCAAGUGAGUGAUGAGAGGGAACGGGCGGCGAUUCUUGCAUCACGGGAUGCGUGUGAGGCGAGCUUGGAGGGCGUGCAGGGGGGUCAGAAAGGAGUUAGGGACAUGGAUGUUUGGGUUGCUUUUUCGUCUGAUUAG
Molecule: messenger RNA, 879 nt
Organism: Penicillium brasilianum
Lineage: Eukaryota; Fungi; Ascomycota; Eurotiomycetes; Eurotiales; Aspergillaceae
Source: the annotation of a GenBank genome assembly